Messenger RNA from Nematocida major, 1044 nucleotides. RefSeq lists its product as uncharacterized. The coding region runs from base 1 to 1044 and encodes 347 amino acids. The record is from RefSeq and is a predicted model, not a curated record. Gene Ontology annotation, molecular function: protein binding. The transcript has a single exon. NCBI's taxonomy places the organism in Eukaryota, Fungi, Microsporidia.
AUGGAGGACGCUCUUCUAAAAGAUGGAUGCAUGGAAAUUGAGAAAACACUAAGCGCGGCGGCACGUACCAUGGAUGAGGCCGUAUGCGCGUACGCAGCCCGGGCCAAAAACUACGAGCUAGUCGCACAGCUGGAGAUGAAACACGCCAAAACACUUCCGCAGCAGGCGCACUCUGUGUGCAUGAGCGGCGGAAAGGUGUAUGUUGGCACGUGGAGCGGAGAUGUUUUUGUGUACGAGGACGGGGUGUAUGCGGAAAGAUUCCAGCCUGGCACAACCCGGGUGGUGAAAAUGGAGGCGCACAAAGGCGGGAUUGUGGUAGUCCAUGCAGACGGGCUUGUGUCAUAUGUGAAAGAAAAGGAAGGCGUUUUGCACCAAUUGCCCGGAUACAUAAGGGGCGCGGUGCACCCGUACAACCCUUGGCUUGUUUCGCAAAGUGCAGCAGGCCUGGAGGUUUUUGACUUUUCGCACGGAAAAAGCCUCUGCACAGGAGGCGCCCCCGGCCUCUCUGCGCUCUCAAUCCACCCCGCCGGGUCGUGUCUUCUUUCUGCAGGAAAGACCCUGUGCAUUGUGGACCUGCGGUGCAUGCAGGUUGCAGUGGAGGCCGAAAACAUUCUAGAGGUCCAAGAGGGCCUGUUCCACUCAAUGGGGGUGGAGAUGAUUGUUUCUGCGAGAAAAAAGAUAAAAACCAUAGACGUGCGAAACAUGUGCCAAAUCAAGCAAAUAAGCACAAGGGACACAGCUACAGUUCUGUGCGAGCACAGAGACAGCCUGGUCUAUUCUGGGCCAAGCCUGUACACGCGAAGCAUCUGCCCUGUGACCGGAAAGUCGCUCUUUCUUCUGGAAAAGCCCGCACUGCACAUUGCAUCAGACGGGCAGCAGAUGGUGCUAAUUGACUCAGCCAAGGAAAUGCGCACGUAUGCGCCCAAGGGAGAGCCUGCGCAGACGCAUGGUAGCAGUGCGAGGGCUCGGCACGGAGGCGCAAAAGACACAGCACAGGAAAAGAGCCAAGAAGUGGCGGAGGACGCGCGAAGCUGCAAACAGUAA